Candoia aspera is the source of this 742-nucleotide messenger RNA. Its product is annotated as stonin-2-like. NCBI's taxonomy places the organism in Eukaryota, Metazoa, Chordata, Lepidosauria, Squamata, Candoiidae. The transcript is spliced from 4 exons. The coding region runs from base 95 to 742 and encodes 215 amino acids. The record is from RefSeq and is a predicted model, not a curated record.
UUAAAGAAAGAGCAAUUUACAGUCAGUUGGAAUGUCUGUUCUGUAUUGUAUUCAAUUCCAACUGGGUGAAAAUGAGUAGGAAACUGCAACAAGCAUGACAUCUCUGGCCAACAUCACUCCUCCCCAACCAUCUGAGUGGGUCUCCUUCAGUGACGGUCUGCAUCUUUCUGUUACCUCCCAAGGCCACACUAGGGAGCCACUUGAGAGAUUUCUUUCCUCAUCUGAUACUUCCUCUGAAGGCAUCCAGAAUCUAGAUGGAGAAUUGCCAAAUGUUUCACAUGCUGAGUUGGGAGAAAGAAUAAACAAAACAGCUGUAGGCCUUGAUCUGUCUUCAUCCUUCAGCACAUGGGUCCAAUUUGAAGAUGCAUCCUGGACCAACAGUUCACCAGAGCAUCCAUGUACAGCCUUAUCUCCAAAAAUAUUUUGCUGGAUGUGUCCCUCCUUGGGAUAUUCAGAGAGACAACCUCUUGCUUCGGACAGCAGUUGGACAACUACUUCAGAGAACAGUAGCAGCCCAAGUAUCACCCCUUCUUAUACUGAUCUUCAAUCAGUAAAUACAGAGGAUCUGACUGGUGGAGGAGCAUCUGCUGCAGACUCAACCGGUAAGCAACAUUUUAUUUAUUUAUGUACAGAGUUUGAAAAUAAGAUCAUCAGCCACAUAAAGGGUAAUUUGGCUUCUAAGGAUGUUUGUGUUUAUGUAUGCAGAUGCUUCCAGAGAGAGGACUCCAAAUACAUUAUGUAG